GGUGUCUGUCUACUCCUUCUGUGCCACUACGGCUUGCGUCUCUUCAGGCCAAGUCUUAGGAUGUCUGUCAAUGAAGAGCAAAACAAACCCCUAAACAGAGAUGGGAGACAGAUCAGAUGGACACUGUGAAUGCUGCUAAGAGAAGCCCCUUGUGCCUCUUACUCCUUCCCCUACCUCUAUCCUCUCCCCUAUCCAGCAUCCUACCAGGAUAUUGGAUAAAACUAAUCAAACAAAUCUAAGAUGGCCGUGCUGAAAGUCAAAUUCACCAAGACCAACAGGGACAAGCUUGCCCAGGUGCUGUGGAUCCUCAACUGGGUUUCCGUGGUGACGGGGAUGAUUCUGUUUAGCCUGGGGCUCUUCCUAAAGGUGGAGAUCAACAAGCGCUGGGAGCUUAUGGCAGAGAGGGACCUCCACUACGUCCCCAACAUGCUCAUCGCCACAGGCCUCAUCGCCUGUGGCAUCAAUUUCCUGGGCGGGAAGAUCUGCUACGACUGUGCGGACACCACUAAGUUCCUGCGUUGGAAGCUACUGAUGCUGCCCUACAUCAUCUGCACCUUCUUCUUCACCUUCUGCAUCCUGGUGGGGGCUCUCAUGUGCUACGGCAUGCGCAGUGAGCUGGAGGAGGCUCUGGACCUGGGUCUGCAGGACGCCAUGCGCUAUUAUAAGGACACGGACACACCAGGCCGCUGCUUCCUGAAGCGCACUGUGGACCUGCUGCAGAUCCAGUUCCAGUGCUGCGGCAACUUCGGCUUCAGAGACUGGUUCCAGAUCCAGUGGAUCAGCAACCGCUACCUGGACAUGUCCCGCAGGGAGGUUGUGGACCGGCUGAGGAGUAACGUGGAAGGGAAAUACCUGAUGGACGGGGUUCCCUUCAGCUGCUGUAACAUUAACUCACCACGGCCCUGCAUCCAGCACCAGAUCACCAACAGCUCAGCCCACUUCAACUAUGAAUACCAGACAGAGGAGCUCAACUUGUGGAGGAAAGGCUGCCGCCAGGCCCUGCUGGAGUACUACACCCACAUCAUGCAGUCCAUCGGCCUCACCUUCCUCAUCAUCUGGCUGUUUGAGCUGUCGGUGCUGACGGGGGUGCGUUACCUCCAGACAUCCCUGGAGAACGUGCUGAGACAGGGAGACCCAGACUCAGAGUCCGACGGCUGGCUCCUGGAGAACAGCUUUGUGGAGACAGCCAGAUCCAACUUCAACAUCAUAAAGAGCUUGGGGAAGUGCAACCAGAUUGACACAGCCAACAAUGGCGACCCCAACAUCGAUGUCCCCUCCACAGCCUACUAUGGACCAGACAACCUGCCCCCAAAACAGAUACCUGUGGCCAGUUGACCCCUGCUCAGACACUUACCUUAAAUAGUCCACUCCACAGAGCCCUCAAAAGGUGAGGGACCAGGCACAGUUUGUCUAAAGGACAGGAACUGCCCUUCAAGCAAUAAAAGCUACAUAAAAGCUUGCCUGAAAGAAACAUGGAAUUGUGGCGGCAUAGGACUGAGCAAUGUGGCAAACCGAGCAAUGUUCGUGAAAGGGAGAACUGCCAUUACAGGGGGGAGUUAGUGAUAUGACAGUAUGCAAAUGUGUUUGCAAAAGAGACAUCCCAUAGCAGAUUGGUACAGAACACUAUCAUAAUAUAUAACAUGGAAAUGUAUAACAGAGAUUGUUUAGCAAGAGCAUACAAACAAAAUCAAUGUGUCAUCAAUUCUAUGCCAUCAUCACCUUGUUACCUUCUUUUCAUAUACCCAUAAUCAAAUUAAUUUAAGAGUGAAAGCCAAACUGUGUUAUUCUGCCUUCAACUUCAUUGACAAGCGUCUACAGAACUGCAUUUAGGUCAAACAUAUUAUUCUCUCAAUAGAUCUAGAGACUUUUCAACUGAAAUAGCACAGAUAUAAAAUUGUCAUUUUGCACAUAAAACAAAGCAAACAGUCAGUCACUUCCCAACUUCCUAACUACAUUGAAUGUGCCUCAGCCUGAACGUAAUGAUAGGGACAUUGGUCUAGAUGAAAAUAUGCAGACCUUUUCCCACAGUAAUGGGACAAGCUUGUAGAAAAACAUGGCAAUUAAAUGUGUACUGAGUCUUGAUAAAAUACCUAUAUAGGCUUUUAUAAAUAUUCACUCUAGUUUUCUACAGCUAUAGACCAAUGCAACUCAGCAUGUCUUACUCACUGUUAUAACCAAGCCUUCAAGAAAUCUUACAAAUAUGACAACAGGGGAAGGAUGCAUGUGAGUUAGAGGCGUUUGUGGGAUAGACAGAUGGAAAUCCUAAGGGAAAGAGUAAAUAUCAGCUUAUAAAUGCUAAAUCAUUUUGGAACUUAUACAGUUAUCAAGGUUUUGCUGAUAGUUGCUCACUGGAUUUGUUCAGUAGCAGAUUGUUUCUCUCAAGAGUGUUAAUGACUGGUAAGACACAUUCUGUAGGAGAAAUGUGUAGACCAAGCACACAAGUGUUGACACUUAAAAUAAAUAUCACUGCUGCCAUUUUUCUACUGUACUCAGAAAUAAAACACCAAGUCUUUC
Coregonus clupeaformis (lake whitefish) is the source of this 2514-nucleotide messenger RNA. RefSeq names its product photoreceptor outer segment membrane glycoprotein 2-like. The transcript is spliced from 4 exons. The coding region runs from base 241 to 1335 and encodes 364 amino acids. Gene Ontology annotation, biological process: visual perception. The record is from RefSeq and is a predicted model, not a curated record. Gene Ontology annotation, cellular component: membrane. Lineage: Eukaryota; Metazoa; Chordata; Actinopteri; Salmoniformes; Salmonidae.